Gasterosteus aculeatus aculeatus (three-spined stickleback) is the source of this 1300-nucleotide messenger RNA. NCBI's taxonomy places the organism in Eukaryota, Metazoa, Chordata, Actinopteri, Perciformes, Gasterosteidae. The record is from RefSeq and is a predicted model, not a curated record.
AAGCUGUAAUAUUGUUAAUAUUACAUCUCUGGCACUGUUCUUCCAGCAUCCACUCUACGGUCUAAAUGGAAAGCCUCUCCACCAUUCACUGCUGCCUGUGUCUCCUUAGGUGGAUGCCAGUGUGGAGGCCCGAGCUCAGGGCAUUACAGUGUUUGCUGUUGGAGUCGGCAGUGAGAUCACCACCUCAGAGCUGGUAUCCAUCGCCAACAGGCCGUCAUCUGCCUAUGUCCUAUACGCCGAAGAUUACACCACCAUUGACCUCAUUCAGGGUUCCAUGGAGCAGAAGCUCUGUGAAGAGUCUGUUUGUCCAACACGAAUCCCGGUGGCCUCUCGGGAUGAGAAAGGCUUUGAGCUGCUGCUGGGCAUGAACAUUCAGAAGAAGGCCAAGAAGAUCCCUGGCUCUUUGAUUUCGGAGGCCGCUUACGCUCUGACGGCUUCCACCGACAUUACUGAAGACACCAGGGACAUCUUCCCAGAAGGCCUCCCUCCUUCCUACGUGUUCAUAGCCACCCUGCGUCUAAAGGGGACUUCUAGCCGGCUGACCUUUGACCUUUGGAGGGUGCUGUCCAAGGAUAAGGAGAUACAGGUCGCAGUGACACUGAGUGGAAAGGACAAAAGUGUCGUCUUUACCACCACUAGCUUAACUGCAGAGGAGCAGAGAGUCACCUUCAGAGGCGUCCAGACUCUUUAUGACGGAAAGUGGCAUCAGCUCAAAGUCCUGGUGAGACCACGUCAGGUCAGCAGUUUCCUGGACGAUCUGCUGAUCCAGGAAGAACUGCUGGAACCGGUGGAGCCCAUCUACAUCAAUGGAGAGACCCAGGUUGCUAAGAGACGGGGAACCGACCUCCCUGUGGCCGUGGAGAUUCAGAAGCUUCGUCUGUACUGUGACCCUCAUCAGAGCGAGAGAGAAACGGCGUGUGAGAUCUACUCUGUGGUGAGACAACUAUCACCUCCCACCACAUGUAGGCCCCUCGGUGUGCAGCACACGGCCUUGCAGCGGUCCUCACCCACCUGCCGGCGUCCAAUCCAGAGCCACACGGCCCACACGGACGAUAAAAGGUGUCCUCUGAAUAGAACAGCCACCGUGGACGAAGAAGACUGCAACUGUGUGGUUGGACCACAAGGGCAGCGUGGGGCGCCCGGUCCCAUGAGCGGCAUACCUGCCCAGGUGGUGGCUGCCAUCGACGUCAACACGACGGCCAAUCAAAUCUACAGGCACAACUUCCCCGACACCACCCUCUGGAACAAGACCAUUGAGGUGGGUGCUGUCUGGGGGGACCAGUCGACCGGAGCGGCAUAA